AUGGAUAAUAUUAAUGAUCAUAAUGAUCGUAAUGCUGAUACUAAAGAUGAUCCGCGCCUGACCGUACUUCUGGUAUUGCUCGAAAAUAAUGAAUUUGUUAACAAAAGUCCAAGUUCGGAUUUGGCUCAAUCUACUACAGCUUCAGACUCGACUAAAACUGUUAAAAAUAUUACGGAUCAGUUAGUGGCUGCCACAGACUACAAACGACCUCAGCUACAUUUACCGGUAGUCAUAAAACCUAGAGGUUUUUAUUUGCCUAAGCAGAGACCCUUAGCCCAGCAAAAACAAAAUGAGUCUCCUCAACCGGCUGCCCAAAAUUACUAUAGCAAUUACUUUUCCGACUUGCCAACUUUAGAGCAUGCCCAGCCCUAUUAUCCUUUAAACGAAGACUCCAUUAUUAACAAAUUCCUCUCCCAACAAAACAAAGAAUUUCAACAACAGCCCAGACAUCCACCAUUUAAUCAAUACGAUGCCAGUGUAUUGGGUUCCGGCGACUUUGGCAUUUUGAGAGGAGGCACUUUCUAUUCCGAUGAAGAACAAUCGUAUAUCAAUGAAGAGGGCAGUGAUUUCUAUUACGGUGAUGCCAGCAAUACCCACACUGUAUCCUCUACCGAGGGUUUCAUACAAAAAUACACUUAUCCUGAAGAACAAUUUGCUCAAUUUAGAGAUUUCGCUGAUCUGGGUACCCCCUCCGAUUCGGCUUUUUCACAAUAUGUGGUGGUUUAUGCAGCUAAAAAUUCUUCUGCAGGUCAUCAGAAUCGCCAAAAUUCAAAACCAAAAAAUAUUUUCGAACAAUUACAGGAGAUCGACAAGGAAAAAGCUUUGGAGCAGAAAAAAUCGCGAAAGAAUCAAACGAAUUCGAGUAUAACAAAAUUGAAAUUGGUGCGAACAAAAUUGACAGAAAAGAAAUGGGUACAAAAGCAGCCGGUGAAAGUUCCAGAUGAUGAUCCUUUAAUAGCUUUAAGUUAAUGUUGUGUAUUUUUGUCUUUAUUUUUGUGAAAUGUAUUUCGAUAUUAAUUGGAAUAUUAAAAUUGGCUGAUGAAGAUUGAAAUCAA
This is a messenger RNA of Calliphora vicina (urban bluebottle blowfly), 1055 nucleotides long. RefSeq lists its product as uncharacterized. The coding region runs from base 1 to 969 and encodes 322 amino acids. NCBI's taxonomy places the organism in Eukaryota, Metazoa, Arthropoda, Insecta, Diptera, Calliphoridae. The transcript has 3 exons. The record is from RefSeq and is a predicted model, not a curated record.